Molecule: messenger RNA, 1191 nt
Organism: Triticum aestivum (bread wheat)
Lineage: Eukaryota; Viridiplantae; Streptophyta; Magnoliopsida; Poales; Poaceae
Exons: 2
Coding region: 410-1099 (229 amino acids)
Molecular function (GO): zinc ion binding; nucleic acid binding
Source: RefSeq, a predicted model, not a curated record
AAGAGGACAAUGAUAGUAAGUAAUUCGUUCCUUUAGUUUUUUAAGUUAAAAGACGGGGAGCAUUUGUUUUCUAUCGAGAUCGAGUAAAUAUAAUGUCAUUUGUUAGUACUGCUAACUCCGAGAAAAUGCUCAAUGGUAUUGACAGGGUGGAGCAGUGAGGAGAACUAAUUUGGCGAUAGAGCGGCAUGCAAGUAGGAUAUACACAAGAGCGAUGUACGAAGAGUUUAGGCGCCUAGUAACCGAAGCUACUGCCUAUAAUGUCACAGAAAAUAGAGAAGAUGAGGAAAUAUCUUGCAGUCCACAACAAUGCAGCCAAGAGAGAAAAAUGGAGCAGAUUGAGUAUGAAGUGAACAUAAAUGAUGACCAAUGACAGUUUACAUGUGAAUGUGGUCAGUUCGAGCACACUGGGAUGUUGUGCAGCCAUGUUCCGAGGGUGAUGGAAAUACUUCAUCUCGAAGAGAUCCCCGCUAAGCAUAUAGUGAAGCGGUGCACAAAGGACGCGAGGGACAUACUGUCGCAACACCGGGCUCAGUAUCAGAGAGACAACUCAGCUAACAUGUCCUUUACCUGUAGACACUCGAAGCUGUACCUGAAAGCCAUGGAGGUGGUGAGGAUGGAUGAUGCGAGUACGACAGCGUACGAUCACCUAUAUGAAGGUUUGGACGCCCUGCUGGUGAGUGGUGCACCUUUGGCCGAGAAGAGGGUCGGCUUGGGUCUCCACGACCGAAUGGCCGGCUUAACUCCUGGUACAUUGCUUGGCAAUGAUGAGAUAGCAUACCUGGGUGGCGACGGUGCUGAAAAAUGCAUCAGUACUGGAAACUCUGUUAAUGUGAAUGGUCUGCACGGUCUAAAAGCACCGGAUAAGCAGAGGGGAGUUGGAAGAUCAACAAAUAGUAGAGAAAAGGCAUCGUACGAGGGACUCAGUAGGCGAAACAGAUUCUGCAGUAUAUGCAGAUGCGAAGGGCACAAACAAACUACAUGCCCUGAGAGACGGGAUGCCCUGAAGAAACCACGAAAGCCCGGUAGAUGCAAGAAUUGUGGUAUGGAAGGGCACCGGCGGACCACAUGCACAAGGCCUUUGGAUGUUACUGAGAAAUGAGGACUGAAUUUCGAGAGGAGCGAUGAUGACUUUGCUGAUGAAAAAAAAACUUCUGCUUGUGUAAUAUGAAGUUUCCUUAAUUUAUGAAAUGG